Molecule: messenger RNA, 700 nt
Organism: Chaetomium strumarium
Lineage: Eukaryota; Fungi; Ascomycota; Sordariomycetes; Sordariales; Chaetomiaceae
Exons: 3
Coding region: 133-642 (169 amino acids)
Source: RefSeq, a predicted model, not a curated record
GCGCACCCUCUUGGCCGACUGCAUAUAAACCGGGCAGGCCGAAUCCAGCUUCUUUGUCUUAUUCCACCUUCAUUUACUGGCCAACAAUUGAAAUUUCACUCCCUGGAAAGGUCUUCCACCAGCUUACCAUCCAUGUCAACACAACUCCAAUCCUCCGGCCGAGGCGGCGCCGGCAACAUCGUCGACAGCUCGAAGAGCCCCCCACUCCAGCCUGAGGAUCUUCAGACACCUACUCUCAAGACAUCGAAGGUGACAACUGGUCGCGGCGGAACAGGCAACUUUGCCUCCAACCUCGAUCCAGAGGAAAAGCGUCGGCGCCAAGACGUAGAACCUGUCGUCCGCCGCAUGAGUCACGGUGCAACGCAUAUCGGCCGUGGAGGAACAGGCAACGUCGUCAAAACCGGUCCCUCGGACGACAAAGUCCCGUCUCCGGCCGGAUCUCCUGCGCUGUCGCCAGUGCCCGCGGCGGGUUUGGACAAGGUGCCGAGUCGCACGGACAAGGAGCACAAGGAGAAGGAGAAAGAGAAGAGGAGCUCGCCGACGGGCAGUGAUACCGCCAGUGAUGUGGCCGUGCCGGCGCGUAAGACGGAGGAGAUUGGCUGGGCGGAGAAGGGGAGGAAUCUAUUGUUUGGGAAGAAGUGAGGGUGCAAGCUGAACUGGCUCGGUGGUCAAGUGAUGACUCUGAAGGUGACAAAUGGGU